Motacilla alba alba is the source of this 3490-nucleotide messenger RNA. RefSeq names its product AT-rich interaction domain 3A (gene ARID3A). The record is from RefSeq and is a predicted model, not a curated record. The transcript is spliced from 8 exons. Bases 654 to 2555 code for a protein of 633 amino acids. Gene Ontology annotation, cellular component: nucleus. Gene Ontology annotation, molecular function: DNA binding. Gene Ontology annotation, biological process: regulation of transcription by RNA polymerase II. Lineage: Eukaryota; Metazoa; Chordata; Aves; Passeriformes; Motacillidae.
UCCCGCCGCCCGCCCGCCGCCCGCCCGCCCGCGGGGAGAGCAGCGCCGCGGGCCCCGCGCGCACCGGCCCCGCCGAGCCCGACCCCGGGCGGCCGCGGCUGCUAUGCGGCUUCGCGGCGCACGGCCUGCACCGGGUUUGCACCGACGCCUGCCGGACACUGACCCAGCUGAGGAUUAGGGACACCGACUGUGAGCAGGGGACCCUGAGGCUGCCACCCCCAGAAAGUGCCAGGUCUGUGAGGAAAAGGGUGAUGUGCCGUGCUCCAGUUGCUGCCUGUCGAGCCUGAGGAGGAGUUUUGGAGCCUGCCUGGGACACUCCCCACAACAACAGCAGCACCCCAAUCCCAACGGGCAACACCAAGCCUGCGACACACCGUAGCCCUUAAGCCAAGGAGACAUCAGACCAAGCCUGAGAGGGGUCAAGGGUCGCGUCCUUCUUUCCUGACCCAGUGUCAACUCCUGCCCUGACACCCCGACGGCACUGCCCUCACCCUCCGGCAGCCCCCUUCAGGGCUGCCUCCCCCGGCGCUGCCCAGCUUUGGCCCCCAGCCCCGCUGGAGCGCGGCAGCCUGCCGGGCGCUGCCCCCCGGGCACUGCCCCCCGGGUGCAUCGCCCCCCGCCCCCCCGGGGACCCCCCGCCUGCCGGCAGAGCCAUGAAGCUGCAGGCGGUGAUGGAGAACCUGCAGCGGCAGCAGCGCGCGCGGCUGCAGCAGGCGCUGGAAGCGCGGCAGCAGGAGCAGCAGCAGCAGCAGCCGCCGCGCUGCGCGUCCCCUCCGGCGCAGCCCUCGCAGCCCCCGGGGCAGCCCCCUGCCAGCAGCCGGGGCCGCGGGCAGGACGCAGCCCCGGCGCCCUCGGAGGAGGGAGCGGAGCCCGAGAGCGCGCACAUGCAGCGGGCACAGAUGGCCGCCCUGGCUGCCAUGCGGGCGGCCGCCGCCGGCCUCAGCCACUCGCCCAGCCCGGGGCUGUCGGAUGAGAGCCAAGCCUCCGAGGAGGAGGAAGAGGAGGAGCACGGCGAGGAGGAGGAAGAUGGCGGCGGGUACCAGCAGGAGAUGGGCUCCGAGGAGGAGGAGGACCUAAAGGGCAAAUGGGAUGAAGAUGACUUUGAAGAGGACUUGGGUGAGGAGGAAGAGGAAGAAGAAGAGGAGGAGGAAGAGGAAGACUACGAGGAAGAAGAAGACACGGGAGAGGAAGGGCUCAGCUCAGCAGAGACGGUGCGGGCGGGUGCGGGAUCCCUGCUGCUCCGCAAGCCCCCAGCACCCCAGCACUACCGAGGGGAGCCCCCACGGCUGCCAGGGGGGCAGGAGCGGCUGCCCCCCAGCCUGGGCCACGCUCAGCCCCCGCCACCAGCACCUGACCACGGCGACUGGACCUACGAGGAGCAGUUCAAGCAGCUGUACGAGCUGGAUGGUGACCCCAGGAGGAAGGAGUUCCUGGAUGACCUCUUCAGCUUCAUGCAGAAGCGAGGGACCCCCGUGAACCGGAUCCCCAUCAUGGCCAAGCAGGUGCUGGACCUGUACAUGCUGUACACGCUGGUGACCGAGAAGGGGGGUCUGGUGGAGGUCAUCAACAAGAAGCUGUGGCGGGAGAUCACCAAGGGGCUGAGCCUGCCCACCUCCAUCACCAGCGCGGCCUUCACCCUGCGCACCCAGUACAUGAAGUACCUGUACCCCUACGAGUGUGAGAAGCGCGGGCUGAGCAACCCCAACGAGCUGCAGGCGGCCAUCGACAGCAACCGGCGGGAGGGCCGGCGGCAGGGCUUCGGGGGCUCCCUCUUUGCCUACUCGCCUGGAGGCACCCACGGCCUCCUGUCCUCGCCCAAGCUGCCAGUGCCGGCGCUGGGGCUGGCGUCUGCCACCAACGGCGGGGCCAUCACGCCGGGCCAGAAGAUCAAGAAAGAGGAGGACUCUCCCAUCCCCAUCUCCAUGCCCAGCCGGCUCCCGGUGUCACUGGCCGGGCACCCCGUGGUGGCGGCGCAGGCGGCCGCGGUGCAGGUGGCGGCAGCCGCCCAGGCCGCGGCGCUGGAGCAGCUGCGGGAGAAGCUGGAGUCGGGAGAGCCCCCGGAGAAGAAGCUGGCGCUGGUGACGGACGAGCAGCAGCGGCUGAUGCAGCGGGCGCUGCAGCAGAACCUCCUGGCCAUGACGGCCCAGCUGCCCAUGAGCAUCCGCAUCAACAGCCAGGGCACCCGCUCGCCAGGUCAGUGCCGGCCCCGGCCUCCCGCCCCGGCCGAGCUCCCGGCCCCGGCGGGCUCCGUAACGCGGCUCUCCCCGGCAGAGAACCGCCAGGACGCCGCCGCCGCCAGCAGCAACGGCACCAACAGCAUCAGCAUGUCCGUGGAGAUCAACGGCAUCGUCUACACAGGUGUGCUGUUCGCCCAGACGCCCGGCCCUUCCUCCUCCUCUUCCUCCUCCUCCUCCUCUGCCUACAGCAAAGGCAACGGCGGCGGCAGCCGGAGCAGCGGCGGCAGCGGGGUGGGGAGCGGCGGUGGGAGCGUGCCCCCCGCCCCGGCCGGCCUGGCCGUGCCCCCCAGCUCUACCUCCAACAGCGCUUCGCCUUAACGCCCCCGAGCCUCGGGCCCCUCCUGGGGACACGGGGUCGCACCGGGGCUCUCCGGGGUCUUCUGGGGUCUCGCCGGGGUCUCGACCGAGGUCUUGCCAGGGGGAGUCUCAACAGGAUUUCACCGGGGUCUCGCCAGGGUUUCAUUGAGAUCUCACUGGGAUCUCGCCAGGGUUUCAUUGAGAUCUUGCCUGGGUCUCACCGGGGUCUCGCCAGGGUUUCAUCGAGAUCUCACCGGGGUCUCACCGGGAUCUCGCCAGGGUUUCAUUGAGAUCUCGCCAGGGUUUCAUUGAGAUCUCACUGGGAUCUCGCCAGGGUUUCAUUGAGAUCCCACCGGGGUCUCGCCAGGGUCUCAUUGAGAUCUCGCCAGGGUUUCAUUGAGAUCCCACCGGGGUCUCGCCAGGGUUUCAUCGAGAUCUCACCGGGGUCUCACUGGGGUCUCGCCAAGGGUCUCACCCGAGGUCUUGCCAGGGUUUCUCCGGGGUCUUCUCAGGCUCUCGAUGGACUCUGCCCUUGUUCUCGUGUUGUUGGAUUUUCCUUUUCCAGGCAGAAAAGCUUUAGCCCGGGGGGUUUUGCCGGAGCCGCCGGCUGCGCCGCUCUGGGACCGUUUACCUCACUCACAUCACACUUUGCACUGUACAUUUAUUAUUAUUAUUAUUAUAAUUAUUGUUAUUUUUUAACUCGUGUUACCUCCAGACAGACGCACGGACGCCUGCCGACGCGAGCUCUAGCGAAACCCCCCGGAUUUCUAAAGGAAAAAAACAAAAAUCCUAAAAAAAUAAUUGGAAAUAGGGAGAUAUUUUAUUCAUUUCCAUCCUUUUCCCUCCUUUGUUUUGGGAACUCCACUCUCUGCAGGAUUUUAAGAGGUUGUUUUCGAUUGUUUUGUUGUAAAUAGCUUCUAUUUUAUUCUCAAAAAAAUGAAAAAAAAAAAAAGAAU